UAGAAGCAAAUCAAAUGGCUGUGGGAUAAUUGACCAUUCAAGAUUGAUGAUGAGUCAAUAGACUGUAUUGCUACUGUAGUAGAUUGUUGUGGUUAAAUUCUUUUUUUUAUUUAUCCAUUUUUGUAGUUUAUUUCUUGAGUUUGAACUUCAUAUUAAAUUACUUUGCUCAUCUGGAGGUAGAGAGGUACUGUUCUAAACUUCAGGCUUUUUUGGAUUGCUAUUUUCAGAAUGAGUUUGGGAGUGGGAGGUGAACAGGGUAGGGUUGCAAGUUUCAAUGCUUUCAAGGUAGUGUGAUCAGGAAAGAGGUGCACUCAAUACUUUAUUGACUCUUCUGCUGUCUUUUCUUUAUCCAGGAAGGAUCCCUGUUCCCCUGUAGCAACAAGUGCUAGUACCCCUCUCUGUCUUGGAACUAUAGUAAGAUCCCUACUCCUUCAUGAUUGGUCAUAAGCUCUCAAAUCUACCUUGGAACUGCAACCCCAAACUACUAAUGGGCAAUGGAGUUGCCAAUCAAUGCCAGUUGCACCUGGUGCUAGUAAAGGAUUGCUUAUAAUCUCUUUCUGACCAGUUGUCUGACUCCUGUGCCACUGCUGGGCUGAUAUUACCUGUAAGGUCUACUGUUGGUGCUACCAUUUGUGUUCUUCAGAAAGGCUUCCACCUUGGUAUUAUAGACCUCUUCUACUGAUCUCCUAAGUUGUUGGCUGGAAAAAUGUCUCACUUUGAUCUCUUGUCGGAUCUGUUGCCCUAAAUUUGAUUUCAGGCAUUAUUUUAAAGUUGUUUAGAAGGCUCCUGUGAGUCUGCUUCUCUUGGCCUACUAUCAAUGGUCUUUGGAUGGAGUGGACUCCCAUAAAUCCAUAAAACAUUCCUUUAAAACAGAGAAGUGGUCUGGAUCCCAGAUGGACCUUGAAGAAUUGUGGAAAACAGUUCUAUAUGUUCUAAAGGGAAACAAAGAAAAGGAGGAAGAAAAUAAUGAUCUCAUGAAGGAAAUAAAGGAAAUAAAGAAAGAACUGAGAUGUUUAAAAGAUAAGAUGGCUAAAAUGGAAAGUGGACAUGACACUCAACCAAUGGCACUUGCCCCUCUCCAUCGAUCCAUUACCUGCCAAUUCUGUGAGAAGAAGGACCACAAAAUGAUAGAGUGUAGAACUUUAUUCAAGGUUAUCAGAAGGAAUCUGCAGUUUAAUAACACCUAUAGAAGUGAUAAUUACAAAAAUAACUAUAAUAAUGAUAAUGGAAACAACAACUUUAGGAAUGAUAACUAUAGGACUAGAUAUUGGGAAAAUGAUAACUCAAACCAAAUGACUCCACAACAAUAUAACUUAAGUGGUGCUUAUCCAAAAAAUACUUGGGGUGCUAAUGUCCCUUGGGGGGUGUCCUUCAGGGGGGUGCCCAAGGAACUUCCCAAAUACUAUGAAGGUGUUGGGGGGUGGUUGGGGCACAGGAAUUGGAGGAUACAACCUUUGAUUUUCCAGACCCUGAUGUCUUACUACCCAUUGUCCCCAUCCACUGCCCCCCCAUACUAUUGAACCCCAUGUUACCUUAAAGGUGGGUAAUAACUAUUAUGAUUGCAUUUUAGACACUGGAGCUUCCAGGACUGUUUUAAAGAGCACACCUGAUUUAGAUUAUUAUUCUGUUGGCUCAGAGAAUGUAAUGGAAGUGUCAGGAAUACCCCAAAGGAUUAAAAAACUUUCCCCUAGAAUGGUGUCCAUAGGACCCCUAGAGGUAUAAUGUUCCUCCCUUUUGAUGCCUGACUCCCCUUUAAAUUUGAUGGGGAGGGACCUUCUAUGCAAACUCAGAGCCACAAUAACUUGCUCCCCAGAAGGUUUCUUAUCUUUGGAAAUACCUGAGGAAUCUUUAAAUUUACUCCCUAUAAUUCUCUCAGAGUCAGGAGAGGAAGGAGUAUCCCACCUUUGUAAUACCUACGGAUAUACCGGAGUCUCUUUGGGCCACAUCUUCUCUGAUGUAGGCCUGCUUAAAUUAGCUAUUUCUGUGCAGAUGAAAACUAAAUCUAGCUCACCUCCUUCCAUUCCUCAGUAUCCCCUCUCAAAAGAGUCAAUAGAGGGUAUUACCCCAGUAAUAAACUCAUUAAUUGCACAGGGAAUAAUAAUCUCUUGUAAAUCUGAAUACAACAUGCCCAUCCUGGCCAUUAAAAAACCAAAAAGGGGGCCCAAUGGCAAGCACCUCUAUAGAUUCAUACAGGAUCUGAGGGUUGUGAACAAAUACGUUAUAAAGAGACAUUGUAGUUUCCAACAUAAAUACUAUUAUUUCCUCUAUUCCUAGCAUAGCUACAUACUUUACAGUAGUGGACUUGUGCUCAGCCUUCUUUUCCAUUUCCAUACAUGAGAACUCCAGGCAUAUCUUUGCUUUCAGCUGGAAGGGCUCUCAGAAUACAUGGAGUCAUUUGCCCUAGGGUUACGUGGAAAGCCCGAGUUUAUUUGUGCAAUUUCUUUUAAAUUUUAUAGUAUUUUAUUUGAUCAUUUCCAUGCAUUAUUCAUUAAAGACAAAGAUCAUUUUCUUUUCCUCCCCCCCCACUCCACGUAGCCGACACGUGAUUCCACUGGGUAUCAUAUGUGUUCUUGAUUCGAACCCAUUGCCAUGUUGUUAAUAUUUGCAUUAGAGUGUUCUUUUAGAGUCUCUCCUCUGUCAUGUCCCCUCAACCACUGUAUUCAUGCAGUUGCUUUUCCUCGGUGUUUCUACUCUGCUUAUGGAUAGUGCUUUUUCUCCUAGAUCCCUGCAGAUUGUUCAGGGACAUUACACCGCCACUAAUGGAGAAGUCCAUUACGUUCGAUUAUACCACAGUGUGUUUGUCUCUGUAUACAAUGUUCUCCUGAUUCUGCUCCUCUCACUCUGCAUCACUUCCUGGAGGUUGUUCCAGUCUCCAUGGAAUUCCUCCACUUUAUUAUUCCUUUUUGCACAAUAAUAUUCCAUCACCAACAUAUACCACAAUUGGUUCAGCCAUUCCCCAAUUGAUGGGCAUCCCCUAGUUUUCCAGUUUUUGGCCACCACAAAGAGCACAGCUAUGAAUAUUUUUGUACAAGUCUUUUUGUCCAUUAUCUCUUUGUGGUACAGACCCAGCAGUGCUAUGGCUGGAUCAAAGGGUAGAUAUUCUUUUAUCACCCUUUGUGCAUAGUUCCAAAUUGCCCUCCAGAAAGGUUGGAUCAGUUCACAACUCCACCUGCAAUGAAUUAAUGUCCCUACUUUGCCACAUCCCCUCCAGCAUUCAUUACUUUCCUUUGCUGUUAUGUUAGCCAAUCUGCUAGGUGUGAGGUGAUACCUCAGAGUUGUUUUGAUUUGCAUCUCUCUGAUUAUCAGAGAUUUAGAACACUUCUUCAUGUGCUUAUUAAUAGUUUUGAUUUCUUUAUCUGAAAACUGCCUAUCCAUGACCCUUGCCCAUUUAUCAAUUGGAGAAUGGCUUGAUUUUUUGUACAAUUGAUUUAGCUCUUUAUAAAUUUGAGUAAUUAAACCUUUGUCAGAGGUUUCUAUGAAGAUUUUUUCCCAAUUUGUUGUUUUCCUUCUGAUUUUAGUUACAUUGGUUUUGUUUGUACAAAAGCUUUUUAAUUUGAUGUAGUCGAAAUUAUUUAUUUUACAUUUUGUGAUUCUUUCUAUGUCUUGCUUGGUUUUAAAGCCUUUCCCCUCCCAAAGGUCUGACAAGUAUACUAUUCUGUGUUUACCCAAUUUACUUAUGGUUUCCUUCUUUAUGUUUAAGUCAUACACCCAUUUUGAAUUUAUCUUGGUGUAGGGUGUCAGGUGUUGAUCAAUUCCUAAUCUCUCCCACACUGUCUUCCAAUUUUCCCAGCAGUUUUUAUCAAAUAGUGGAUUUUUGUCCCAAAACCUGGGAUCUUUGGGUUUAUUGUAUACUGUCUUGCUGAGGUUGCUUGCCCCCAGUCUAUUCCACUGAUCCUCCUUUCUGUCUCUUAGCCAGUACCAAAUUGUUUUGAUGACUGCUGCUUUGUAAUAUAGUUUGAGUUCUGGGACUGCAAGGCCCCCCUCACUUGUGUUUUUUUUUCAUUAUUUCCCUGGAUAUCCUUGAUCUUUUGUUAUUUCAAAUGAACUUUGUUAUGUUUUUUUCUAAAUCAGUAAAGACUUUUUUUGGGAGUUCCAUGGGUAUGGCACUAAAUAGAUGAAUAAGUUUGGGUAGGAUGGUCAUUUUUAUUAUAUUGGCUUGUCCUAUCCAUGAGCAAUUAAUGUUUUUCCAAUUGCUCAAGUCUAGUUUUAGUUGUGUGGAGAGUGUUUUGUAGUUGGGUUCAUAUAGUUCCUGUGUUUCUCUUGGGAGAUAGAUUCCUAGGUAUUUUAUUUUGUCUAAGGUGAUUUUGAAUGGGAUUUCUCUUUCUAGUUUUUGCUGCUGAGCUGUGUUGGAGACAUAUAGAAAAGCUGAUGACUUAUUUGUGUUUAUUUUGUAUCCUGCAACUUUGCUAAAGUUGUUGAUUAUUUCAAUUAGCUUUUUGGUUGAAUCUCUAGGAUUCUUUAAGUAGACCAUCAUUUUGAUGCCUUCAAUUUCUUUUUCUUCUCUAAUUGCUACUGCUAGUGUUUCUAGUACAAUGACAAAUAAUAGAGGUGAUAAUGGGCAUCCUUGUUUCACUCCUGAUCUUAUUGGGAAUGCAUCUAGUUUAUCCCCAUUGCAGAUGAUAUUAGCUGUUGGUUUUAGAUAUAUACUGUUUAUUAUUUUUAGGAACGACCCUUCUAUUCCUAUGCUUUCUAGUGUUUUUAGUAGGAAUGUGUAUUGUAUUUUAUCAAAGGCUUUUUCUGCGUCUAUUGAGAUAAUCAUGUGGUUCUUGUUGGUUUGCUUGUUGAUGUGGUCAAUUAUGUGGAUGGUUUUCCUAAUAUUGAACCAGCCCUGCAUCCCUGGUAUAAAUCCUACUUGAUCAUGGUGGAUGACCCUUCUGAUCACUUGCUGGAGUCUUUUAGCUAGUAUCCUAUUUAAGAUUUUUGCAUCUAUAUUCAUUAGGGAGAUUGGUCUAUAGUUUUCUUUCUCUGUUUUUGACCUGCCUGGUUUUGGAAUCAGUACCAUGUUUGGAGUUUGGUAGAACUCCCUCUUUACUUAUUAUGUCAAAUAGUUUGUAUAGUAUUGGGAUUAACUGUUCUCUGAAUGUUUGAUAGAAUUCACUGGUGAAUCCAUCAGGCCCUGGGGAUUUUUUCUUAGGAAGUUCUUUGAUGGCCUGUUGGAUUUCAUUUUCUGAUAUGGGAUUAUUUCUUCUUCAUCAGAGGUGAUGUCCCCCUUUUCAUCUUUGAUGCUGUUAAUUUGCUUUUCUUCCUUCCUUUUUUUAAUUAGAUUGACCAGUACUUUGUCUAUUUUGUUUGUUUUUUCAAAGUACCAGCUUCUUGUCUUAUUUAUUAAAUCAAUAGUUCUAUCACUUUCGAUUUUAUUAAUUUCUCCCUUAAUUUUUAAGUUUUAUAGUUUGGUUUUCUGCUGGGGGUUUUUAAUUUGGUUGCUUUUGAGUUUUUUUAUUUGCAUUUCCAAUUGAUUGAUCACUGCUCUCCCUUGUUUGUUAAUAUAUGCACUCAGGGAUAUGAAUUUACCUCUGAUUACCACUUUGGGUGCAUCCCACAAGGCUUGAAAGGAUGUCUCGCCAUUGUUAUUUUCCUUGAUGAAAUUAUUAAUUGUUUCUAUGAUUUCUUCUCUAACUAAAAGAUUUUGGAGUAUCAUAUUGUUUAGUUUCCAAUUAGUUUUUGAUUUGGUUUUCCAUGUACCAUUACUGAUCGUUAUUUUUAUUGCCUUGUCAUCUGAAAAGGCUGCAUUUAUUAUUUCUGCUUUUCUGCAUUUGUGUGCCAUGUUUCUGUGAACUAAUGUAUGGUCAAUCUUUGUGAAUGUGCCGUGUGGUGCUGAGAAGAAAGUGUAUUCCUUUUUAUCCCUAUUUAUUUUUCUCCAUAUGUCUAUUAAUUCUAAUUUUUCUAAGAUUUCAUUCACUCCUUUUACCUCUUUCUUAUUUAUUUUUUGAUUUGAUUUAUCUAAAUUUGAUAAUGAUUGGUUUAAGUCUCCCACUAAUAUGGUUUUACUGUCUAUUUCUUCCUUCAAUUCUUCUAGUUUCUCCACUAGAAAUUUGGGUGCUAUAUUAUUUGGUGCAUACAUGUUGGUUAGUGAUAUUUCCUCAUUAUCAAUUACCUUCCCUAUCCCUUUUGAUCAGGUCUAUUUUUGCUUUGGCUUUAUCAGAUAUCAUGAUUGCUACUCCUGCCUUCUUUCUGUCAGUUGAGGCCCAGAAAGUCUUACUCCAUCCUUUAAUUCUGACCUUGUGGGUGACUACCCGCCUCAUGUGUAUUUCUUGGAGACAACUUAUGGUAGGGUUUUGGAUUCUAAUCCAUUCUUCUAUUUGUUUACGUUUUAUGGGUGAGUUCAUCCCAUUCAUGUUCAACGUUAUGACUGUCACUUGUGGACUCCCUGGCAUUUUGCUAUCCUUUCCUAAUUCUAACCUUUCUUCUUCAGCUCUACCUUUUAGUCAGUCCCCCUUGUAUUUCCCUUUCUACCCCCCUCCCUUUUUAUUCCCUCCCUUAUUUUCACCUGUAGUCUUUUUAAAAUUCCCCCCCACCCUCUCCCUCCCUUGUAAGGCUUCCCUCCCCACCAGUCUGUUUUUUACCCUUCUACUCCCUAUAGGGCGCAAAUCUAUUCUCUUCCCCAAUGGAUUGGAUUGUUCUUCCCUCUUUGGGUCAGUUUUAAAGUACAUAAGAGUUGAGUAUUUCCUAUCUCCAACCUCUUUACCCUUCCAGUGUAUCGAUGUUCUCCCCCCUCCCACCAUGAGCUUCUUUGUGACAUAUAAAUUUACCCCCAUUUGUUUCUUUUCCCAUUUCUUUUAGUCAUAACCUCUUUUCUUUUUUAGCUUUAGUCAUGUAUAUAUAUACAUACACAUGUAUAUGUAUUUAUGCAUGCAUAUAUCUAUAUACCUAUUUAUGUCUUGUCCUUUCAUCCUAUACAGUUUGCCACUGUUCCCUCUGAGUGUAGUUCUUCUAGCUGCUUAGGUGAUAGCAACAGUUUUUAAGAGUUGCCAAUGACCUCUUUUCUUAUAGGGAUACAUAUCAUUUUAACUUAUUGAGUCUCUUAAAAAUUUUUUUUUGUUAUUAUUGUUGUUUUUCCCCUCUUUUUUAAUUACCUUUUGAUGAUUCUCUUGAGUUCUGUGGUUGGACUUCAAAUUUUCUAUUCAGGUCUGGUCUUUUAUUUAUGAAUGCUUGGAACUCUUCUGUUGUGUUAAAUGACCAUACUUUCCCCUGUAAGGUUAUAGUCAGUUUUGAUGGGUAUUUUAUUCUUGGCUGUAGGCCUAGUUCCCUUGCUUUCUGGAAUAUCGUGUUCCAUGCCUUUCGGUCCUUCAGUGUGGAUGCAGACAGAUCCUGUGUUAUCCUCACUGUGUUUCCAUAGUAUCUGAAUGGCUUCUUCUUGGCAGCUUGCAAUACCUGUUCUUUCAUCUGAUUGUUUUUGAAUUUGGCUAUAACAUUUCUUGGUGUUGUCAAUUUGGGAUUAAAUACAGAGGGUGAUCUGUGGAUUCUUUCAAUCUCCACUUUCCCCUCUUGUUCUAGGAUCUCGGGACAGUUUUCCUGGAUAAUUUCCUCUAGUAUUAUGUCCAGCCUUUUUCUUUUGUUGUGGUCUUCUGGUAGUCCAAUUAUUCUUAAAUUGUCUCUUCUUGAAAGAUUUUCUAAAUCUUCUGUUUUGUGAAUGAGAUGCUUCACAUUUUCCUCAAUUUUUUCAUUCUUUUUGUUUUGUUUUAUAGUGUCCUGCCGCCUUGUGAGGUCACUUGAUUCUAGUUGUUUUACUCUGGUUCUUAAAGAUUGGAUUUCAUCUCUGGCUUUUUGGUCGUCUUUUUUUCUUCUGCUCUGAUUUUCUUUGAAGAUCGUCUUUCAUCCUCUUUAUCUCAUCUUUCAUCUCCUUUGCCUCAUCUUUCAUCUCCUUUGCCUCAUUUUCCAGCUGGAUGAUUUUGGCUUUCAGGACACUAUUUUAUUGUUUUAGUUCAAGUGCCUCUGUUUCCAGAUGACUUAUCUUAAUUUUUAAGUUCUUUUCCCAAUUGUCUUCAGCCUCUCUUAGUGUGUUUUGAGUUCUUCCACAGCCUGUAUCCAUUUCGCUGGGAUUUCUGGUUUAUCAUUUGCUGAUCUCUCCCCCUCUGUUCAAUUUGGUGAGUAGUAGCUGUCUAUUGUAGUUUCUUUCUUCUGUUUCUGUUGUUUGUUCAAAUCCACCCCUUCUUUCCUCCCCGUAUUUGUCUGUGCUCUUGUUCCUCUCAUUUUUUUUGUUUUUGGGGGACUUCUAUCAGUCUCCCCUCUUGGAGUUUUAACAGAGGAUCUCUUGGUAUUAUCUCUGGGGGAGGGUUGUUGGGGGUUUGAGUUUUCCUGUCCUCUGGAGGCUUUUGAUUGGCUUAAAGUCCAGCAGUCAAUGAGGAUGGAUGGGGAGCCUGGGCUUCCCUGUGUUCUGGAGACUUUUGAUGGGAUUGAGUUCAGCUUAGUUGGGCUGGGUUUACUCUGAGUUUUAAACUUCCUGGACGGCUGGAGCAGAUUUGGAAGAUCUCCAAAGCUCUGGCCAGGCUGCCAGGUCUAUGCUCCUUCUAGGCUGCCAUUUUGACUUCGCCUCUAGGUUUCUGUUUUUUCAGAAGACCCUGCUCUCUAAGGGGGGAGGGGUCAUGGCUUGCCUGGGCUCUGAGGGCUCCUGAUGGUAUUAGGUUCACUUGGUUUGGGCCGAAUGAUCCCUGAUGCAAAAAGCCUCCUCCUCCACAAUCUGUGUUGAAUGCCUAGAGACUGGCCCGGGUUGUUUUCAAGGUAAGCCCUUCACUGGCCCUGAGGUUUUUGUUCUUUCAGAAGCUCUGAGGGCUCCUGAUGGGAUUAGGUUCAGGUGGUGUGGGCCAAAUGAUCGCCGAGCCAAAAAAAGGAAGGAAAAAAAAGCAGCAACCUCCUCUUCCACAGUCUGUGUUGAAUGCCUGGAAACUGGCCCGGGUUACUUUCAAGGUAAGCUCUUUGGAGCAACCCCUUUGCCAGCCCUGAGUUUUCUGUCCUUUCAGUAGCUCUGAGGGCUCCUGAUGGGAUUAGGUUCAGCUGGUUCUUUCAGAAGACCCUGCUCUCUAAGGGGAAAGGGAUCAUGGCUUGCCUGGGCUCUGAGGGCUCCUGAUGGGAUUGGGUUCAGCUGGUGCCCUAAAGCUGGGACCUCCCUUGAGACUCAGGGGGCUACAGGCUUCCCCCUUCUCUCUAUGUUUCCCUGCCAUCUGUGUUGGGCGCCCCAGAGACUGGCUCAGGUUGCUUUCAAGGUGAGUCCUCAGAGCCCUGAGGUUCCCGCUGCUGCCAUGGGCUCAGCACUCUGGGUUGGGGGGGGGGAUGGGUCCUGGGACCUUCUUUCUGUCUACCCCUUAGAUCCGAGUGAUCUAGGGUUCUGGCUUUUGGGGUGCGGUACCUUUUGAUCCAUGUCCAGGAGGAGGUUUCCCCAGGUCUAUCCUGUUGUUCAGCUUGAAUUUCGGUGGCCUAGGAACACUCUGUUUGCGAUUGGUAAGGAAGGGUUUCUGAGGUCUGAACUUUCGCUGCUUCUACGCCACCAUCUUGACCUAUUUGCGCAAAUUUUGAGCCAAGACACAGAUAAUAUAACAUUUAAAAAUAGCAAAUUAAUCAAAUACAUAGAUGAUCUACUCUUGGCUUCAACAGAUGCAGAAGCAUGUCAGGAUGAUAGUAAACACCUUCUUUUGGAAUUGUACAAAAGAGGGCACAUAAUCUCAAAGAAUAAGGUUCAGUGGUAUCUCCCUAAAGUAGAAAAUUUAGGGUUCAUUCUGACUGUGGGUGCCCAUUCUAUUUCUCCAAAAUGAAUUGAAAAUAUUCAAAAUUUAAGCGCUCCUACCACUAAGAAACAGUUGAGAGCAAUUUUAGGAGCAACAGUGUUUUGUAGAAAAUUGAUUCCUUGCUAUGGGGAAAUUACUAAACCCCUUAUAGCAAGGGAUUCGGUCCCUGAACCCCUCAAAUUAGAGCCAGAACACUUGUCAGCUCUAUCAGAUAUAAAACAGGCUAUCCUGUCUGUCCCUGCUCUAGGCAUCCCAGAUUACAACAAGCCAUUUACUUUGUAUGUACAUGAGCAAAGAGGAGUAGCCUCAAGUGUUUUAACUCAUAAUUUGGGGCCUUCUCAGCACCUAAUUGCUUAUUAUUCUUCCCAACUGGACCCAGUAGCAUCAGGAGCACCACCAUGUCUUAGAGGAGUAGCUGCUACAGCCUUACUAGUGACAAAAAUUGUUGAUCUAGUAUUAGGAUGCCCAUUACCAAUUAUGUGCCCACAUGAGGUAGAAGCAUUAUUGCUAAGGCAUAGAAUAUAGGCAUUCUCAGAUCAGUGAAUUACAAGGUAUGAAAUAACCUUUUUAAAUAGAAAAAACAUUACCUUGAAACACUGUUCAACCCUUAACCCUGCCACCUUGCUUCCAGAUUUACCAACUUCAGGAGAACCAUUACACAGUUGUGAAACACUAGUGUCCAUGGCAGAAAAGCCUCGAGAUAAUCUCUUGGAUACUCCCUUAGACAAUCCAGAUCUGAUCUUAUUUACUGAUGGUUCCUCUUUUAUGAGGGAUGGCAUAUGAUACACUGCAGUUGCUGUAAUCUCAGAAUUUGCCACUGAGUGGUCAGUUUCACUGCUCUCUAAUAUUAGCUCUCAAGGGGCAGAACUCAUAGCUCUGAAACAUGCCUGUAUAAUUGACAAAGAUAAAAGGGCAACAAUUUAUAUGGAUUCUAGAUAUGCUUUUAGCAUUUUCAUUUGGUCGGGAUGCUAUGGCUCCAGAGAGGAUUUUUUAAACUCAGCUGGAAAAUCUAUAGCUAAUGGAAAAAUUAUUAAUGAAGUUCUUUCUUCUCUCCAGUUGCUGGAAGCCCUAGCUGUAGUUCAUUGCUCUGCCCAUAUAGGUGACACUGUCCUUGUCUCUAGGGGAAAUGAUUGAGCAGUUGCAGCUGCAAAGCUAGCAGCCACAGAAGGGCCUGAAUUAAUUUUAACAUUAACAACCAUUGAUGAGUUGAAUUUAUCACUUUCCUAUAAUGAAAAGGAAGUGGGAAAAUGGAAACAAAAAUUCAAAGCAAAACAAAUUAAUGGAGUAUGGGUGUCAUCUGAAGGAAAACCCCUGCUCCCUAGAAGUUUCUAUCACCAAAUUUGCCAAUAUAUUCAUAAAAAUGGUCUAUUCGGUAGCCUGGGCAUCAUGGUCUCUGUUAAGAGAAUAUGGAUAGCCCCUGGUAUAACUACUAUAGCCUCUAAAGUGUGCUCAGCCUGCUCUACCUGACAAGCAUAUAACCAACAUGCCUUCUGUGGCAAAGCCUUUGGUGGGCAUCCUUUGGCUUACUCACCUUUUGAGCACCUACUGAUAGAUUUCAUAACAAUUUAAAAGGCCGGACAUUAUAAAUUUUGUCUAGUCAUAGUAGAUCAACUGACCACAUGGCUGAAAGCAUUGCCUGCUACCCAAGCCACAGCCACAGCAGCUUUUGUUGCAAAGUGUUUUUAAAAGAAAUUAUUCCUCCCUUUGGCCUGCCAGCACAUAUUGAUUCAGAUAGAGGAAGUCAUUUUACUGAUUCUGUCCUAAAUCAGAUAUAUUCUUGCUUGGGGAUAACUCCAAAAUUCCAUGUUCCGUAUCAUCCCCAGAGCUCAGGCCAAGUUAAAGGAUGAACAAAGAACUUAAAAAUAUGAUUGGCAAAUUAUGCACUGAGACAUAUUUAAAAUGGACUGAAAUUCUUCCUCUGGUCCUAUUUUAUCUUAGAAGGAGGCCUAGAGGAGACCUACACAUCUCACUAUUUGAGAUGUUUUUUGGACAUCCACCUAUACAGGGAAAUGGGAUCAAAAAGGAGCCAUACUUAACCUGAACAGUGCUAAAAGAGCACACAUGUCAAAAAAAGAAAGCAAUCCAGAUUAUACAUUCCCCUGUCUUCUUCAAUCAGUCCUCAAGUGUGAUGAUUUCAAGGUACUUCACUGUGCUGGACAUCCUCCUCUGAUCCUCCAUAUGCCUUCCUAAGCUGUGGCUCCCAGAAAGGGGCACAAUACUUCAGAUGAAUUGUGACCAGGAUCCACAAUAUUGUCUGUAUCGUAACCCUGAAUAGUGCACUUCUUGUAGACAAACUUCUAUCUAGGCAUCAAGUUAGGAUCCAUAUGUCCCUAGUAGUUAGCACUUUCUCUUUUGAGGACAGAACAUAGGAUGGGGAUAGAUUACAUAAGGGAAGAGAAUAAGCAUUUAAGUAGCACCUACUAUGUGUCAGGCACUGUGCUAAGUGUCUUUUAUUUACAAGUAUUAUCUCACUUGAUCCUCACAACUACCCUGCAAAAGGAGGUGCUAUAAUUAUCAUAUCCAUUUUAUAGCUGAGGAAACUGAGACUGACAGAGGUUCAAUGACUUGCCCAGGGUCAUCUAUAGCUAAUGUCAGAAGCUAGAUUUAAACUGACACAUAGUAAAAGCUUAAAUGCUUAUAUCCUUUUCUUCCCUCAAUUAGUUAAGUGUUGGAAGAUCAGUUUCCCCAUAGUGUUACCUAUUCAUUCAGUCAUUUCUGUCUUCAGUCCUACAUAGUCUUUAAGAGACACAGAGACACAAAUCUAUACAUUGUGCCACCAGCUGCCUCUGGGGAAACAUUAGGAACCUCUAGGUAGCCAAAGGUUCUUCCCUAUAUCUAGAAAGUGACCCAUCUGCAAUAUAGAGUCUUGAAUUCCUUAUUCAGAGGGGCCUUAUAGGAAGAAGAGACUAGGUGGAUGCUAAAUUAAUAGAAAAGGGAAGGGGAUUAAGGUUUGAUACUUCAAGUUUUAGAAGAAUUGAAAGACUGAGAUAUGAGGAUGAGUAUAUAAUGUUUGGGACAGCUUAGGAUCAUAGAGUGUUUUCUACUUUGGAAAAAGUGAUUCUACCUUUAUUCUGAGUGACAGGCCUGAUAAUAAAAUGGAGCUCAAGAUAAAUGUUGGAAACUAGGGGUCAGUGAUACAAGUCAGGCCAGCAAAGGGGUCUUAUAGGAAACAAUAUCACCAAAAGAGGGGUAUAUGAGGUGUUCAGGGAGGAGUAGUAUCUCUGGUAUGGAGGGCUUAUCGUGCCCUCUUAGGGCAGCUCUCCAACCUCUGACCCUCACCUGACACCCAACUCUCACUUGUGGCUCCCAGUAGCUGCUAGCAUGUGGCAGUGGCCACACCCCAGUCAACGGCUUCUACAGGCUAGCUAAACCUUGUGAGGGUAGCCAUUGGGUCGUGGACCCCUGGUGAACCAGGGCUUUGCUCACCCAGCAUGUGAAGACUGUUUCGACCGAACAGACAGAAGAAACCAAUAAGAAGUUUCAAUGGCUGAGAUGGCGAUGCAGCAAAGCACUGUGGAGUGCCUAGGGCAUGUUGGAGCACAAAGGCAACAUGGCCAUCCAAUGCAGCUGAGGAAGUCUCCAGGUGUAAUGAUUUUUCAUGCCAAUGGAUCCAGACUUUCAAUGCCGAGAGAGUGGGACUGUCUCUGUGCAUCGACUUUUCCUCUUAAAUCUCCUUCAAGCACAAGUGUUUUUGUGCACACUCAUCUACAUCACAGAUGAAAGCGCACAAAGACAAUCAUCAUCCUUGGUUACCAAGAGACUACUACUAUCACCAGAAGAUGGGAGAGACUUAUAGGUAGCAACAACCUGAUUGGUGUUCCCAAUUAACUCAAGAGUUCUUCAGGCUGUCACCUCAGCUAUCUAUUCUCUACUUGGCUAGCCAUCAGAAUAAUCUUAAAUUUUAUUUUCCCCCAAUUACACAUAGCAACAAUUUCCAACAUUUUUCAAAUGAUAUUGAGUCUCAAAUUCUCUCCUUCUUGCCCCACAACCUUUCCCCUAUUGAGAUGGUAAAUAGUUGUAAGGAAUUAAAAUUAUUGGUUUGACUAAAAUAUGUGAAAAUUAUAAAUAGUGUGGUGAUCACCGAUUUAAAAUAUUAUAGUUAGUUGAAAUGACUUUCUAUAGUUUUUAUUUACAAAAUAGGUGGGAAGAGUGAAAGUUGAGAAAUACAAAAAGAGGGUAGAGAAGUUAUUUAGCCUAUCACUAAAUAUUACUCUGGUGUUCAACUCAGCGUGGCACAAUUUGUUAACCCUUGACCAGAAUUAAUCUCUCUCUAGAAGUCAGGAAAGGAAAGCCAACUGUUCACUCACUCAAGUUCCCUCCAAGAGGCAGUUCAAGCUGAAGAUGACAUGUUGAGGACAACUCCUGAAGUCAAUGUCUAGCCCCAGAAAUUCAGGGCCCCUCUUCAUAGGGGCCAAUCACAGUUUUCAAAUUGUCUAGCACUGACCAGAGAGGGCAGUGUCUUGCGGGAUCCACUUCUCAUCCUCUGGAGGUGUAAAUGCUUAUCAAAAGGAUGCACAAUUUCCUGACUGAUUGAGUUGUUACCCACUUUAGCAAAUGACUUGCAAACACUCUUACUUAGUGUCUGAUGAGGUACUAAGUAGGGGUACUAAAAGAAAGUCUAAUUCACACUUCAUGGACUGGUCAAUUACAAAGGAGGGGUACUUAAGUUAGUGUUAACCAAGUGUUAACUCAAAGUAGACAAAGAGAAUGAAGAGUUCCCUUUCACACGUCUUGUAUAGAUUUUACAUGUGCAACCAUGUAAAAUAAUUUGCCAUAUUAUUCUUUAGUGGAAGGAAAUUCAUAUAAAAAUUAAGAAAGAAAGUGAAAAAUGUUUGCAUUGGUCUGGAUUUAAGACUCUAUCAGUUUUUUUUCCUUUGGAAACAGUUGUUAUUUUUUGCCAUGAGUUCUUUGGGAUAGUUUUGGAUCAUUGUAUUUCUGAGAAUAGCUGUUAUUCAUAGUUGUUCAAUGUACAGUAUUCCUGUCACUAUUUUCAGUAUUCUCCUGGUUCUGCUUAUUUCACUUUCCUUCAGUUCAUGUAAGACUUCCCAAUUUUUUCCUUACAGCACAAUAAUAUUCCAUUAUGAUCAGAUACUAUAUACUCAGCCAUUCUCAAAUUCAUGUGUAUCCUCUCACUUUCCAAUUCUAUGUCUUCUUCAAAAAGAGCUACUUUAAUUAUUUUUAUACUUAUAAGCCUUUCCUGUUUUUAAAAAAAUCUCUGGGAUACAAAUCUAGUAAUUGUAUUGCUAGGUCAAAGGAUAUGUACUAUUUUAUAGCUCUUUGGGCAUAGGUCCAAAUUGCUCUCCAGAAUGGUUGAAUCAGUUCACAACUUCCCCAAUAGGCCAUUAGUGUCUCAGCUUUCCCAUGUCCCCUAAAAUUUUUGUACUUUUCCUUUUCUGUCAUAUUAGCCAAUAUGAUAGGUGUCAGGAGGUAGAGUUGUUUUAAUUAGAAUUUGUCUAAUUUCUUCAUGUAUUUGAGAAAUGAGACUUUUAUUGGAGAAAUUUUGUGAAACCAAAAAAAAUAUUUCCUUUAUAAAAGGAAAGUUUUGAAAAUCCAUUUUAUCCCAAGGCUCAGCUUAACCUUUUGACUGGGCAAGUAUACAUGCUAUGAGAUGAUGCCAGAGGCCUCAUGGCUCCCUGGUAUCCCAGAGGAUGCUUACCUCUUGCUUUCUGUUACUCCUGGUGUCUGGAAGACUGGCCUCUCCCCUGGACUGAGAUCAAGUCUGUCUAACUAGGAAUAAUUGAAAGUCCUCAAUUUUCUUGAAUCCCCCCCUCCCAAAGGAUUAUGCUCAUUUUUACUGGCUUGCUUGAAGUCCUAGCUCCUUUGUCCUUUGGAACAUCAUAACCUAUGUCCUCUGAUCCUUUAAUGGAGAAAUUGCCAAAUCUUGUGUUAUCCUGACUGUGGCUCCAUGAUAUUCAAUUGUUUCUUUUUGUUUGUUUGCAUGUUUCUCCUUGACCUGGGAGUUCUAGAAUUUGGCUAUCUAAUAUUCCUGGGAGUUAUCCUUCUGGUAUCUCUUUCAGGAGAUCAUUGGUGGAUUCUUUCCAUAUUUGUUUCCCCUCCUGGUUCUAGAAUAACAAGGUAGUUUUCAUUGAUAAUUUCUUGGAAGAUAAUGUCUAAGCUCCUUUUUUUAAAUCACAGAUUUUAGCUAGUCCAAUAAUUCUUAGAUUAUCUCCCCUUCAUUUAUUUUCCAGGUCAGUUGUUUUUCCAAUGAGAUAGUUCACAUUUCCCUCUAUUUUUUCAUUCUUUUGACUUUGAUUCUUUCUUGAUGUCUUAUGGAGUCAUUAGCUUCCAUUCCUCCAAUUCUAAUUUUUAGGACAUGAUUUUCUUGAGUGAGCUUUUAUACCUCCUUUAUCAUUUGGCCAAUUCUACUUUGUAAAAAGUUCUUUUUCUUAGUGAAUUUUUGUACCUCUUUUUCAAUAGGGCCAAUUCUACCUUUCAAAAAGUUCUCUUCAGUGCAAUUUUGUAUAUCUUUUUCCAUUCGCUCUUUUCAAAACCAAGAGAACAUAUGCAGCAAUGGAAAUAUUGUUUGAAGAAUGACUUGUGUAUAUUCACCUCCAGAGAAAGAACUAAUAGACAUAAGUAAGACAGCUUUAUAAAUACAUAUAUUUUUUUUGUUAAGUUAUUCCUUCUUGAAUCGGGGAGAGGAGGGAAGCAGAGAGCUAAUGAUGUUUUAAUAUAAUGAACAAUUAAAUUUUAAAAAGAAAAGAUAAAAUGACA
Messenger RNA from Monodelphis domestica (gray short-tailed opossum), 16433 nucleotides. The record is from RefSeq and is a predicted model, not a curated record. Lineage: Eukaryota; Metazoa; Chordata; Mammalia; Didelphimorphia; Didelphidae.